Messenger RNA from Sus scrofa (pig), 561 nucleotides. NCBI's taxonomy places the organism in Eukaryota, Metazoa, Chordata, Mammalia, Artiodactyla, Suidae. The record is from RefSeq and is a predicted model, not a curated record.
AUGGCCUAUGACCGCUACGCAGCCAUCUGCCGACCUCUUCACUACCUGGUCAUCAUGAACAGCCAGGUGUGUGAUGUCCUCGUAGUGGCUUCUGCUCUCGGAGCAUUUAUCCAUUCAAUCCUGCAGGUGCUGAUUGUUCUCGGACUUCCCUUCUGUGGCCCCAAUCAGAUAGACCACUAUUUCUGUGAUGUGUUCCCCUUGCUGAAGCUGGCCUGCGCCGACACUAGCCUGUGGGUGAUCGCAAUCAUUACCACCACAGGGGGGCUGUCCAUUUUGACCUUUGUGGCCUUGGUCAUUUCUUACGUCAUCCUCCUGUCCACGCUGCGGACCCGCUCCUCCGAGGGCCGCCGCAAAGCCCUCUCCACCUGUGGCUCCCACGUCACCGUCGUGUUCUUGUUCUUCUUGCCCCUCAUCUUCACCUAUGUCCCCACGGCUGAUUCUGUCGGUAACGACAAGAUUUUUGCCCUGUUUUACACCGUGAUCGCCCCCAUGUUCAACCCUCUCAUCUACACACUGAGAAACACAGACAUGCAGAAUGCCAUGAGGAAAGUGUGGUGCUGA